This is a messenger RNA of Drosophila suzukii, 5673 nucleotides long. RefSeq names its product no receptor potential A (gene norpA). Gene Ontology annotation, molecular function: phosphatidylinositol-4,5-bisphosphate phospholipase C activity; calcium ion binding. The record is from RefSeq and is a predicted model, not a curated record. NCBI's taxonomy places the organism in Eukaryota, Metazoa, Arthropoda, Insecta, Diptera, Drosophilidae. Gene Ontology annotation, biological process: release of sequestered calcium ion into cytosol; lipid metabolic process; phosphatidylinositol-mediated signaling.
UUAGUCCGCUCCGCUCGCAUAAUAUAAUCCGCGAUAAACAGGGGAGAACGGGCAGAGCGAGAAAGGAGAAAGAGAGAGUGACGGAGGGAGAAAGCAACGUGUUUCGCGGUUUCGUUUUGGUUUUGGUUUCAGUUUCGUUUGGUUUCGCACAGGUUAAGUUUUCAAUUGUGCUCCCCCCUCUUUUUUGUUUUCUUUUUUAUGUGCGAAUUCGCAUUGCGAUCGGCGUUUAUUUUGCAAUGGCUUUUAUUUUGUGUAAGGUGAUGAAUUCAAUAAAAAUGCAACAAAAAACAUUCGGGUGUCACCUGUUGUGAGAAAAGAGAGUGAGAGAGAAAGGAGAGGCAGAGCAGAAAGAGAGAGUAACCCCACUGAUCAAACUGUAAAUCGUGCAAUGCUCUUCCAACUGAAAUUUGCAAGGCGGGAAAAGGCAAACAAAUAAAAAUAAACAAAAAUAACAAACAAAAAUACAUACAUAGGUAGCAAAAACAAAACAGCAAAAGCCGGAGCCAAUUAAUUAAAUACUUAAUUCCUUAAACUACGCCCUCCGCUUUAAACUAAAUGUGGCACUGAGUUGAGUCGAAGGUUUUUUGGAUAAAAGCGAACCUGCCGUUUGAAAGUCGUGGCAGAAGGGCAGCCAUUGCAGCCGAGUCAAGUUAAAUUAGCCGGAAACGGAAACGGACCAUGUGAUCUACAAUAAAUGCAAUUGUAUAUAAACACACGCAUCCGUUGGGUCAAUAUGUCCCGAAAUUAAUUCCUAUAUCAAGAGAGCAAGGGCGAAAGCUAGAGAGAGAGACAGAUCUAGAUCUGGACUAGAUAUAUAUCGCAUGUGCACGGCAACGGAAACGGAAGCGUCAGCGGCAACGGCAACGGAAACAGUAACGGCAGCGGCAACGGAAACGGAAGUGGCUAACGUAACGUCAUCCAGUGAGCAAUAAUGACCAAGAAGUACGAGUUCGACUGGAUCAUUCCGGUUCCGCCGGAAUUGACCACGGGCUGUGUGUUCGAUCGCUGGUUCGAGAACGAAAAGGAGACGAAGGAGAACGACUUUGAGCGCGAUGCCCUCUUCAAGGUCGACGAAUACGGAUUUUUCCUUUACUGGAAAAGCGAGGGGCGGGAUGGCGAUGUCAUCGAGCUUUGUCAAGUGAGCGAUAUUCGUGCGGGAGGAACCCCAAAGGAUCCAAAGAUACUCGAUAAGGUGACGAAGAAGAAUGGAACCAAUAUACCGGAACUGGAUAAGCGAUCCCUGACGAUCUGCUCGAACACGGACUAUAUCAAUAUAACAUAUCACCAUGUUAUUUGUCCAGAUGCGGCAACAGCCAAGAUCUGGCUAGAUGGCAUACGAAAAAUAACCCAUAAUGUCAAAGCGAACAAUAUCUGCCCCAUGAUGUGUCUGCGGAAACAUUGGAUGCGAUUGAGUUACUGCGUGGAGAAGAGCGGCAAAAUUCCGGUGAAAACGCUGGCCAAGACCUUCGCCUCCGGCAAAACGGAGAAGCUGGUGUACACGUGCAUCAAGGACGCCGGUCUGCCGGACGACAAGAACGCCACGAUGACCAAGGAGCAGUUCACCUUCGACAAGUUCUACGCCCUCUACCACAAGGUCUGUCCCCGCAACGAUAUCGAGGAGCUCUUCACCUCCAUUACCAAGGGCAAGCAGGACUUUAUCAGUCUGGAGCAAUUUAUCCAGUUCAUGAACGACAAACAGCGCGAUCCUCGAAUGAAUGAGAUCCUGUAUCCUCUCUAUGAGGAGAAACGCUGCACUGAGAUCAUCAACGAUUACGAGUUAGAGGAGGAGAAAAAGAAAAAUGUUCAACUGUCGCUGGAUGGCUUCAAGCGCUACCUGAUGUCCGACGAGAAUGCUCCGGUGUUCCUGGACCGACUGGACUUCUACAUGGAGAUGGACCAGCCCCUGGCCCAUUACUACAUAAACAGCUCCCACAACACCUAUCUAUCCGGUCGUCAGAUCGGCGGCAAGAGUUCCGUGGAGAUGUACCGCCAGACCCUUUUGGCAGGAUGUCGGUGUGUGGAGCUGGACUGCUGGAACGGAAAGGGGGAGGAUGAGGAGCCGAUCGUCACCCACGGCCACGCCUACUGCACGGAAAUCCUCUUCAAGGACUGCAUCCAGGCGAUUGCGGACUGCGCCUUUGUGUCCUCCGAGUAUCCGGUGAUCUUGUCCUUCGAGAACCACUGCAAUCGCGCCCAGCAAUACAAGUUGGCCAAAUACUGUGAUGACUUCUUCGGCGAUCUGUUGCUCAAAGAGCCGCUUUCAGAUCACCCGCUGGAUCCGGGUCUACCGCUGCCGCCGCCGUGCAAACUGAAGCGCAAGAUCCUCAUCAAGAACAAGCGAAUGAAGCCGGAGGUGGAGAAGGUCGAGCUGGAGCUGUGGCUCAAGGGCGAGCUGAAGACGGACGACGAUCCGGAGGAGGACGCCAGUGCGGGCAAGCCGCCGGAGGCAGCCGCCGCCCCCGCUCCCGCCCCGGAAGCAGCCGCCGCCGCCGAAGGAGCCGCCGAGGGGGGUGGCGGAGCGGAGGCCGAGGCAGCCGCCGCCAACUACAGUGGCUCCACCACAAACGUGCACCCGUGGCUCUCAUCCAUGGUCAAUUAUGCGCAGCCCAUCAAGUUCCAGGGCUUCGACAAGGCAAUCGAGAAAAACAUUGCCCACAACAUGUCCUCGUUUGCGGAAUCGGCGGGCAUGAACUACCUGAAGCAGAGCUCCAUCGACUUCGUCAAUUACAACAAGCGUCAGAUGUCGCGGAUCUAUCCGAAGGGCACCCGGGCGGACUCCUCGAACUACAUGCCGCAGGUGUUCUGGAACGCCGGCUGCCAGAUGGUCUCCCUCAACUUCCAGAGCUCCGAUCUGCCCAUGCAGCUCAACCAGGGCAAGUUCGAGUACAACGGCGGCUGUGGCUAUCUGCUGAAACCCGACUUUAUGCGCCGUGCCGACAAGGAUUUCGAUCCGUUUGCCGAUGCGCCGGUGGACGGUGUGAUUGCGGCCCAGUGUUCCGUGAAGGUGAUAGCCGGCCAGUUCUUGUCGGACAAGAAAGUGGGCACCUACGUGGAGGUGGACAUGUUUGGCCUGCCCUCGGACACGGUGAAGAAGGAGUUUCGCACCCGUCUGGUGGCCAACAAUGGUCUAAAUCCGGUCUACAAUGAAGAUGCCUUCGUAUUCCGCAAAGUGGUGCUGCCCGACUUGGCUGUGCUGCGAUUUGGCGUCUAUGAGGAGAGCGGAAAGAUCCUGGGACAGCGUAUCCUGCCGCUGGACGGCCUGCAGGCUGGCUAUCGCCAUGUGUCCCUGCGCACGGAGGCCAACUUCCCCAUGUCGUUGCCCAUGUUGUUUGUGAAUAUCGAGCUAAAGAUCUAUGUACCUGAUGGCUUUGAGGACUUCAUGGCCAUGUUGUCGGAUCCACGAGGAUUUGCCGGAGCCGCCAAGCAGCAAAAUGAACAGAUGAAGGCCUUGGGCAUUGAGGAGCAGAGCGGCGGUGCCGCCCGAGAUGCUGGCAAGGCCAAGGAGGAGGAGAAAAAGGAGCCACCGCUGGUCUUUGAGCCGGUCACGCUGGAAUCGCUGCGGCAGGAGAAGGGCUUCCAGAAGGUGGGCAAGAAGCAGAUCAAGGAACUGGACACGCUGCGCAAGAAGCACGCCAAGGAGCGCACCUCGGUGCAGAAGACCCAGAAUGCGGCCAUCGACAAGCUGAUCAAGGGCAAGAGCAAAGACGACAUUCGCAACGAUGCCAACAUCAAGAACUCGAUCAAUGACCAGACCAAGCAGUGGACCGACAUGAUCGCCCGUCACCGCAAGGAGGAGUGGGAUAUGCUGCGACAGCAUGUCCAGGACUCGCAGGACGCCAUGAAGGCACUGAUGCUCACCGUUCAGGCGGCGCAGAUCAAGCAGCUGGAGGAUCGCCAUGCCAGGGACAUCAAGGAUCUAAAUGCCAAGCAGGCAAAGAUGUCGGCGGACACCGCCAAGGAGGUGCAGAACGACAAGACCCUGAAGACCAAGAACGAGAAGGAUCGUCGGUUGCGUGAGAAGCGCCAGAACAAUGUCAAGCGCUUCAUGGAGGAGAAGAAGCAAAUCGGCGUUAAGCAGGGCCGCGCCAUGGAGAAACUGAAGCUGGCGCAUUCGAAGCAGGUCGAGGAAUUCAGUACCGACGUGCAAAAGCUUAUGGACAUGUACAAAAUCGAGGAGGAGGCCUAUAAGACGCAAGGAAAGACGGAGUUUUAUGCCUAAGACCCCCAGGUCAAGGGUCAAAACAGAGGAAGAGCACCGCGAUACCAAAAAAUUACACUAAAAAAAAACACUAGAGCAAACCAAGAAACAAUGUGCUGAUCAAGAUGAAGAUGCUAACAUAUAUACUUCUUUAUAUACUGAAUUUACACACACUACACUCAUCAUCCCAGAACUCAAACACACAUACACUCGCCCACAUCUAUAAGGUAUUAACUUUACUUAAAAAUAUUUACGUAUAUGUUUUAUGCAGGAAGCAUAAGCUUACACACUUGUCAACUAACUAGAAUUCAAAAACUGAGAAGUCAACACUUUGUGCUUUAUAUUUAUUUAAGAUUCCGAUGAAGAAGAAAAAGUUGAUUGAGAAGGCCACACAUGAAUGUGUGUAUUUUACGGGGACUUUCCCCUCUCGAAUCCAUUGUAAUUUAUUUUGAAAAACAAGAAAAACCUAAGAAAAAAAAAAGAAUACCAAAAAUCUUUAAAGGUAUUUUGUGCUAGCAACACAAUAACAACGGUACACCGAUAAGUUUAGACCACAUAUACAGUGCGUUUCAGGGCUAUAAGGACUGCCUUGUGGUUGUUUUAGCGGUGAAACGCACUGUACACAAUCAUAUAUGUAUACAUAACACGAACCCAACAUCCCUGCCCCCAGUAAUCGUACGUUUCAAGUGAACUAAUUACAUGAGUUUCCGAUUCUCCACCUAAUAGCUUAGCCAACUAACUAACCAGUAAGCUAAAACCAUUAACCAGUAAAGCAAUCCGAGGAGCCCACAAUUAACCGAACACCCAAACAAACAGAUCUACAUAUAUAUAUUUCGGGAUAUAUAGAACCUGUAGAACGUCAUAUUUUUUUUCUAAAAGCAUUUAUUUUGCAAAACUUGGGGGGAAAUCCAAACCCCUAACUGCUCGAAAAAUAUAUGAAAACCGAAAACAGCAUUCACAGUCAUAAAUGAGAAAAUCUAUGCAAAUAGUUUAUAAAGACGGUGUUAUAAAAACCUAAGUAUUAAGUGUGUAAUUCAAACAAUGAAACACCCCUACCGGCAGUUAUAUGUACACACCGAUACUACACACACAACACACAAAAAUAUGAAUUAUUUUUGAGCUGAAAAUACCAAAAACAAAUUGGUUUAACUUUACAUGAAAUGUGAAUUUUUUCCGCUCUGUAUUAGUUCCGAUCUAAUUUUUAAUUUUUAACCAAAACGAGAUAAAGAUUUUACGAUUUUUACUACCAGAUAAAGUAGCCAAAAAAAAUAUAUACAUACAUAUAUACACAGAAACACGAAAUAAUACAUAGAUCUAGUGAAUAUUAUACCACAGUAAGAGAGACAAACAAGAACUUCAGAUAGUUUCUGUUUGAACUGUCAAGACCGUUUAUGUUGCACUCGAAAGUUGCUUUUUGCAUGUAUUGUAGUUGUUGCAAAAAUACCAAAAAAAAAAAAAGAUUAUAUUAAAAAAAA